This is a messenger RNA of Poeciliopsis prolifica (blackstripe livebearer), 2453 nucleotides long. RefSeq lists its product as uncharacterized. The record is from RefSeq and is a predicted model, not a curated record. Bases 167 to 1060 code for a protein of 297 amino acids. Lineage: Eukaryota; Metazoa; Chordata; Actinopteri; Cyprinodontiformes; Poeciliidae. The transcript has 11 exons.
CGAAACUGGCAGUCACUCCGGGCCUCCGACUGAAAACCCUGCUUUACGUUAAUUCAGGGUUUUUAAAAAUGCCUUUAAUCUCAGUUUGACGUCGCUGGACAUGUUUCUUUGAGUCACAGACGGAAGCAACCCAUUUCCUCGUUCAUAACCUCCUCAGACCAUCGCCAUGAUCUCUUCGUCUCCAGUCAAAACUCUUCCAGGCCCCGGAUGGAUUCUUCUUCUUCCUUUUCUUCUUCUUCUUCUGUCCGCGGCCCCUGUGUCCUCAGAUGAAACGAUCUAUGCGAAGGAGGGAGGCAAGUUAACGCUCAAACCAAAAACAGGGUCUGUGAGUGACGCAACCAAAAGCAUCAUCUGGAAAAUUGGGGAAGAUCUGGUUGUCGACUCGGACCCAGUAGGUUUAAUAAUCUAUGAGAGAUUUAAAGCUCGGAUCAACUUGAACAACCGGACUGGAGAAUUGACUAUCACAGACCUGACUUUUGAUCUUACCGGCGUGUACAGGACAGUGAUUGACAACACUGACAUUGACCACAAGAUCAACCUCUUUGUACUUGCUCCAGUUCCUGUACCUUCCAUUGCUUCCUCCUGCCCUGAAGGUACCAACACAUGUGACCUGAUCUGUGAGGGAAACACGACCAGAGCAAAACCAGUAACAUACAUAUGGAUGACUGACAACGCUGAAGUUUUAGAUCCCUCAAACAAAAUAUACACUGUAAAGGGCGACAGUGCAGGUGUCAGAGAGUUCAGCUGUAAGAUGAUGAAUCCAGUCAGUGAGGAGAGAAGCAAACCUUUCUCCAACCCAUUCAAAGCUGUUCAAAGUGGACCGAGGAUUUCCACAGGAGUCACAGUGUUGGUGGUAUUGCUGUUUCUUGUGAUACUGGUGGCCAUUGGCCACAGAAUGAAAACAGGAGAAUGGUUCUUCAAUAAAUCCUCUAUGCCUUGGGAAAAAGAUUUCUGGAGGAAUACCAUGGCGCAGGAAUCUCAAGCUGCUGCUUUAGAAUCCAACGGCAACACCACUCCACUAAAAGAUCAAUCAGAUGAGGUCACUGCAGUGAGGGAUUAGUGAAACGGCGUCAUCGGCAGAAUCUUCUCUGGAACAAACAUUUUAAAGGAUGGAUUUUUCCAGAAGUUGUCAUUUCUUCUUUUUUCCCCCCCUCAGAAUGUUUUUGACAUUUUCUACUGGCACUGAAACCAACAACUGACUGGAGAGUAUGCACCAAGAUAACCUGCUCCACUGUUACAUUUGAAUAGGAAACACUUUUUGUUGUCGUUAUUGCAGCGUCUGAAACAUGCACUUCAGUGAUAUUUGUAAAAGGAAGUAACCUAAUUAGAGAGGAAAAGAGGUGGGCCGCCGAUCCUUUGGCGGUUUGGCUCAGGAGUUUCCAAAGUGUCAAACGGACAAUUCCUGGAAACCCGGUACAGUGGGCUUUCCUGGAAAAGACUUUAUAUAAAUGACACCCACUGGUACUUUGACCUAAUCGGAUCUGCGCCUGCUCCUGGUUUGAUGCGAGACGGGAUUCAUGCACUUUUGUCUGCAUCAGAGCAACCGAGCUAAGAAAAGAGGAAUAAAGUGCAGAACUGUUGGGUUUGUGACUUAGCUUUUAGUGAUGAAAUAUGCUCCUCCUUACAGAUUUAUGAUUUUAUUUAAUACUAAAAAAAGCAAUCAAAGCCAACCUGGCUUUAUGUGACGAGGGCAAUCCAAGCACCAACAUCAAUGCAUUGACAAAAACUGUUUCUAUUGCAGUUUUGCAAAAUUUCAAUAUGACCGAAAAACUGCGUCAUCCUAGCGCCAAAACCUUUGAUCAAAUAAUGAGAUGUGUGUUGCCAUGAAGCAAAUCUAUUUUCAAAAUGUCAAAUUGCGCAAUUACAUAGAGAUCAGAGACCCAGCUAACAUGAUGUGUUGCUUCAUCAUGUCGUCCAGCAGGUUCUGCUUCGGCGCAUUAAGGUUCCUUUUUCACACAGGGUCAGGUUGGUUUGGGGAACUUUUAAUUGUGAAAAAUGACAUUAUGAAACACUACAAUAACAGAAAUGCAUCAUGGAAGUUUUUCAGUCACUUUUGGCCUUUUGAGAUAAAAAAAACCCCCCCUAAAUGUACUUAAAUGUGUAAAUUUGUUCCUUUUCUAUGUUUUUCUUCUACUUUUUUUGUUUUUUUCAUGUAUAGCCUUUUUUUUAAACAACUGACAUUCGUCUACUUGAACAGGAAGUUGAGGUAUUUAAGAGAUUUGUGCUGAGAUCAACCCAAAUGUCGGUGGUUCUCCAUUUUUUUUAAACAUUGGCUUAUUUAUUACAAAGAAAACUCAUGCAGGCUCUGAUUCAUUUUAGCUAAAGUACAUUAAAUAAAUGCAAUAACAACCCAGUUCUUAUUUUUCUUGCAUUAUUUUUCAUUGUUUAACCACUAGAGGGCAGCAAAUGUUCAUCUGGUUUAUGCAGUAUAAAAGAUAAAAUGUAUUAAAACA